GUACAUGCUUUUCAUGCUAUACAUGCGCAGCACCAGACCAUAUCCUUGCUUGGCAAUUUUAUUCUGUUUAAAAACUUGUAAUUUCCAUUCUCUCGCUCUAUAUAUCAUUAUAUCCUCGAUUCAUUUCCACAAAAUAGCCACUCGUAAUUCUCUCUAGCCUUUCCCGCACCGUCAGAUUAUAUGACCAUCCCGAGUCAGCGUUGAAUCAAACGGCUGAGGUACGUUCUCCUCCAAACAAUCUGUAAUUUCUUUACGAUCAGGAUUCCGUUGAUCAAUCUCGUUUCGGAAUUUCGAUACACGUCGAUCGGUCUGUUUUAUCCUUUACGUAUAUGUGUAAUUUUGAUUAAAUUCGGCAUUCUUUAGCUUGUUCUUGAGCGAUUUGAUUGUUGUUUGAAUAUUAUUUUUGUGCUUUGAUUUUGAUGCAUUAUUUCAUAUUUGUGUUGUACGUGUAUGCUCUUUGUGAUCAUCAGAGGUUUCAGGAUUGUAAGGUGGAAUCGCUUCAUCUUUCUUUCAAUUUGGUUUUUGUCUUUCUUCAAUUUUUUUUCCUGAGGAUUUAUGGAUUCUGGUUAAAGAUUAUACAGGGGGUUUUGUUGCUUACAUUUGAUUUAUGGACUGAUAAUAGAUUAGUGUCUCCUUUUUUGGGCAAUUAUUUUAACCAAAUAGAAUUUGAUAUGUAGUGCUUAGUGUUUGCAACAAUGGUCACCACUGCUGUAGCCCUGCGCACCGGGUGUUGUUUCAUUUACUGUCAGUUUUUAAAAUCCUUUGACGUUCAUCUUGUAUAUAGCUUUGUCUUUGGAAGUAAUGUUUUCUUGAUGACGACGACAAUAGUCGAUAGACCUGCAUGUUUAUUUCACAUCAGUGAUUUAUAAAUCUGACUUGGUGAGUUAACGACUUUAAAUUGUUAAGCACACACCCAUUGGUCAAUUUGAGAUACCGCUGUCAUGGCAUUCUUUUUCUUUCAAGAAGAAUUGUCGUGGAUUAUUGCAUGCCAGGCUUAGCAUUUUUGUGUCUUUGUAUGAACACAGCAUUUUCCUCCAUUAGUUAUAUGAAGUUUCUGUGGGGUCUAUAUUAUUUUUCUUUUUAUUAUAUUCAUACCAAGGUCUUUACAAUAUCAUUCAUUUGGUGUGAUGAUAAUUGAUAGAAAUCUCAUAAGGGCAGCCCUGGUGUGCAAAGCUCGCACAAGUGCAGGUAUCCCUUGAAAUACGGAGUUUAUGAAUAGCUUUUGGAUUUAUGGUAGAUUUCAAGCUCGUUCAUGGUAUGGCUCAAGUGGUAGUAUGAUUGAAGGGGGGAAAAAACUUUGAGGAACCCUCUUUAUCUUUUGUUAUUUUUCACUGUACUUCAAGAUUAAAUUUUAUUACAAUGGUACACUAAGAUGUCUGAUUUUAUUUCAGUAGUUAUUAAUUUACUUAAGUUUACAAGGAAAAAGAUCAUGUUAAGCCUCCAUUUGAGCAGAAACUAUUCGAUGAGGUUCAACAGGCUAAAAGAGAGUACAUGAGAUUAAACAUCUGAGUGACAAUUAUUACUUUAUUUUGAGAAGGAUGCAAUGUGGUGAUUGGAAGGACCAUGAAUGAUGUGAACUCAAGAAUCCAAGGGGCCUAUCAUUUUGCUUGGAGAGAAGCAACGGGUUCCAUUCCUUGUUUUCUUUAGAUGCAGGUCUUGGGGUGAUUAACAAACAUGGAGUAUAUAACCCAGUUUAUGGGGCCUUAGAAAUGCAAGAUCGGUUCACAUUUUUGAUUAUCUUCUACUGUGAGGAUCAAUGGGACAUAGGGAUUUGCCAAGUAACUCACAGUUGUUUGAUAUCAAUCAAGAUGAGAACCCAAGUCAUCGAACUGCUGGACAGGCUCACAUUUAUGCAGGAAGUACUUCUGCUCCUGAUUAUGGUCCUUUAAUUUAUCAAAUGGAAAGUAUUUCAACAAAUGAACCAUACUCUGACUCUCGGCACAGCUUUGAGAGCAGGUCAACUGCAGACUCUUCUGCAAAUUUUAGGGCACAAGUCUCUGCGUCCCCUUUGGGCCCAUCUCAUGAUUCAUUUCCACAUAUCACUUCUGGUGGAGGUAUUUAUCAAGCGCCAGAGAAUAAUGAUGGUAAUUCUCAUUCUAAUCGGUACAACAUGCACACGAUCCACGAAGCUGAGGAUUGUCCACUAGGUUAUCCCAUGGGAAGUGGAAGAGGGCCAUUCAAAAGAAAAAGGCACCGCUUUAAUGAAAGCAGUAGCUCUAGUAGAUUCUGUAGUGCAGGAAGUUCCUCCAGCUCGCUUGAAUUUCAGCCUGAGAAACCAAUUUCAGAUCAUCAAUAUCAACCUUCAGGCAACACAUGCUUACCUUACUACAGGGGUGACUGCCUUUCAAUGGGUAGUGAAGAUACUCGAAGAAACGUGAGAAGCCGAUCUAGACUGGAUUUGGAACUUCACUCCCAGGAAACUUAUCUUUCAAAUUCUGCUCAUGAUCAUCACCCAACAUCAUCUUCUUAUCAUACUCAUUCAACACCUCAUCUCUCAAACUGUAGUGGGACAGUGGACAGUACUAAUUUAAAUGCUUAUGAGGAGAACUGCACUAUUGUAUCACCUGCUUCACAUGGAACUUUUCAAACUUCAGGAAAUCAUUGCUUGAGGCAUCAGAUGAAUCAGCAGUAUGUGCAGGGCUCUGCAAAUAUUGAUGGUUUGCAGCAUGAUUCCAGUUCAAGUAGAAAUCAUAUUUCACACCCUCGACACCACCGUAGUCAUAAUGCCCGGACUGCCAGGGAAAUUCAUUGUAAUAGUUCUCAUAGACAAAUGCCUUUGAACAGGGCUCCUAGUUCCUCCCGCUGGAGACAUCGUGAAGCUUCUUCUUUUGGAAAUCAUCUGCGGCAUCAGUCAGAAAAUUCUUCCAGAUAUACAAGGCCAUUAAAUGUUGGAAGCUGGCACAAUAACUUUAGGGACACUAGGUCAAGGAUAGACACUGAAAGAUUUCAUCCACUUACCCAUGCAGUGGAUGCACAUAACGAAAUGGGAUCGGAGGCUCUGGUGGUGGAUCGUUCACAUAUUUAUAGCUCAAGAAAUUUGUUUGAUCAAUACGGGGACAUGAGCCUCGACAUCGAUCACAUGAGUUAUGAGGAACUACUUGCUCUUGGAGAAAGUAUAGGGAGUGUUAGCACAGGAUUGUCAGAAGAUGUCAUGUCAAAGUGUUUGAUGGUGACGACAUACUGUUCUGAUAAAACUCAGGAGGAAGUAUCCUGUGCCAUCUGCCUGGAACAGUACCAGAACCGCGACAAGGUUGGGACCAUAGACAACUGCGGUCAUGACUAUCAUGCUGCUUGCAUCAAGAAGUGGUUAUCUAUGAAGAAUGCAUGCCCUAUCUGCAAAGAACCGGCUCUUUCUGACGAUUCAAAGAAGGAUUAACACAAGUAUAUUUAUUUUCUACUUCUCUGGGUUCCCAAGAAACUAAAAGGACGGCAGCUCAAACUGCGACAAUUCUUGAGGACUAUAAAUGACGAGAUUUGGCAAUCAACAAGUCGGGUCGUGCCGAGGUUGUGAGUGGCCUGAAUCCGUGCAUUUUGUAAAAGCUUAUGCAUCUGUAGAUAAUCAAUGUGUUGAAUUUUCUUCCUUCUUUCGUGCGUUUGCUUCCAUCAGGCAUUUGACCGAACAGGUUGGGGGCGCACAUGGCGCUUUGUUUCAGUAUUCAUCUUCUAAUACCAAGAACAUUUUCUUCAACAAAUCAAAAAGUUCAACAGCUUUUAUGA
This is a messenger RNA of Tripterygium wilfordii, 3717 nucleotides long. RefSeq names its product probable E3 ubiquitin-protein ligase ZFP1. The record is from RefSeq and is a predicted model, not a curated record. Lineage: Eukaryota; Viridiplantae; Streptophyta; Magnoliopsida; Celastrales; Celastraceae. The coding region runs from base 1757 to 3376 and encodes 539 amino acids. Gene Ontology annotation, molecular function: ubiquitin protein ligase activity. The transcript is spliced from 8 exons.